AUGAAUUAUCAUAAUUUAAUAAAUGCAAUCGUUGUAUUAAAGUCAAUUAACCUAUACAUAUUACAUUUGACAAAAUAAUUAUUUCAAUAUUUCAUAAUUAAUUUAUUUUAUCAUUAUAUGAUUAAUUAUUUCGUGUAUAGAUAAUGGACGACCAAAGAUAUAUGGUGUGCGAGUUUCCAAAUGAAGAAGAUAGCAUAUCUAUUGGAUAUUUAGAAUGGCUGGAAAAUAAAUUCACAAACAUUGAAUUAGAUGAUGUAAUUAAACGCGGGACGAUAGUGAAAGUUCGAUGGCCAAAAGACUGUGAUGUGGGCCCUGUAGCAACAACAAUGAAAAAAAAAUUGGCCAAUUGUCAAUGGGAGGUGGUUGCAACAAAAUUACGGGCAUAUGGAGGAUGGAUUAAAAUGUGUGAGAUCAGAGACAAUUUAGAAAAGUAUGGUAUCACUGAACUUGACAGAAGUAAUAGAAAACAGUUCACGAGUAAAAAUAACCAUACAGAAUGUGAUAGUAAUGAUGAAUCAGGAGUAAAAGAAACAAAAAAGGAUGCGAAACAAAAGAAAUGUAUUCUAAAUGUAAAAAAAGGAAAAGAACUUUUAAAACAAUACAAACACAAAAAGCAGAAAUAUUCGUCACAGAGUGUCGGACUCAAUCUUAACGACAAUACCGACUAA
This is a messenger RNA of Nylanderia fulva, 668 nucleotides long. The record is from RefSeq and is a predicted model, not a curated record. NCBI's taxonomy places the organism in Eukaryota, Metazoa, Arthropoda, Insecta, Hymenoptera, Formicidae.